UUUGCUUAGUGUUUAAGAUAACUCUACAAGGGAUAGUUUAUAAUCUGGUGAGCUGUGAAUCAAACCGAGUUUACUACAUUGGUCAGGUGUAUCAGUGUUUGUGGAGAUGCAGGAAAGCAGCCGUGUGACUGAGUAUCAGCAGUUGUGGGAGAAGUGGACCACCCAGUUUAACUGCAUUUAUGAUGACCCCAAGGUGGCACAUCUGAUGAAGACAAGAAUUGGGCAGUACCUCAGUGGCCACCCUUUCUUAGCUCUGACAGUGUUAUUGUUCAGUAUAAUGGCAGCACUUCCUGUUGGACUUUUCCUCACUUUUGCUCUUGUUACCAUUGUAGUCACAGCAGUGGCUUUUGUCUUUUUUGAGGUGUUCCUGUUGUUUGUCGGGGGAUUGUGUCUGCUGUGCGUGCUCUCUGGCCUCGUCUUCUUCUCCGUCCUGGUUUCAUCCAUCUUUAACGUUUCAUACAUCACCAUCUCUAACACCCUCAACUAUUAUAACACCCGUCUGACAAAGGGAGGUAAAGUCUGCGGGAAGGAAAAGGGGAGGGAAAGUUCAACAGCGAAGGAAACAGAGUAGCUCAUUUUAUCUUCUAAAUUAUCACUACUGAAGCUUCAGGAUUCAGAGAUACAGACCCUUGAAUGUAUGGAGGCAGCUUGAAUCUGGGAUCUGCUGAUGCUGCCUUGAUGUUACUGUAUGUUUGAAUACUAUUGCUAGAUCAUUUUCUCUAAUGCAUUAGAACUUUACAUGAAAUGCCAUUAUUUAUAUAUAUGAUCAGCAAAAGCAUGGUACAACUAAUCUAUCAAUUGCCUUAUUACAGGAGACAUGACUUAUGCAGGUAAAAUAAUGUAUGUCUGAAUAUGAGGAAUGGGAAUAUGAGUUAUCGGAACCAAAGAUUUACUAGAAGAAAAGUGGAAAUGUUGAAUCAAAGCUGAACACUAUACUACAAUAUGCAAGCCUAAAAAUACCUUGUAUAUGUUGUGUAUGCACAUUAGGCAAUGAGAAUGCACUACGACACAACUGUUACAUGUUUAUAUCUGCUGUUACCUCGAAAGAUUGAAAUGUUGCUUAUUUAUAAUGCAGCUAUGAAUAAAA
Scomber japonicus (chub mackerel) is the source of this 1087-nucleotide messenger RNA. RefSeq names its product lipid droplet assembly factor 1-like. NCBI's taxonomy places the organism in Eukaryota, Metazoa, Chordata, Actinopteri, Scombriformes, Scombridae. The transcript is spliced from 5 exons. Bases 107 to 571 code for a protein of 154 amino acids. The record is from RefSeq and is a predicted model, not a curated record.